Microstroma glucosiphilum is the source of this 6406-nucleotide messenger RNA. RefSeq lists its product as hypothetical. NCBI's taxonomy places the organism in Eukaryota, Fungi, Basidiomycota, Exobasidiomycetes, Microstromatales, Microstromataceae. The transcript is spliced from 5 exons. Gene Ontology annotation, cellular component: trans-Golgi network; endosome. The record is from RefSeq and is a predicted model, not a curated record. Bases 90 to 5921 code for a protein of 1943 amino acids. Gene Ontology annotation, biological process: Golgi to endosome transport.
UCAAAACGAACUCCUACCAUUCCUCGCUCACAUCCUUGCGACUGGAUACAGCAUCCUUGCCAUCCUUGGCAUCUCUGCGGUACAGAGCGAUGGUAUCGCUACCAUCUUCUCCCUCCUCACAUCGGGAUGCCGCCUUGCAACCCGCAGAGCCCAGCUCGAGUCGCUCCGAUGGCUCCCCUCUGCAACCUACCUCGGCCAGACCGCCCUCAUCCGCUCCUGCACUGCGCAGCAAGGCCUCUUCCUCCUCUCUUCUGGCUCGAUCGGUAGCCUCUUUGACUUCCACCAUCUCCCGCCCCACGACGCCAUCCUUGCCGAACAGCGCGGGGAGACCAGGGAGUACCACCAGGCCGAUGGCGGGACCGAUGCCAAAGGCGGGCGUGUCAGCUGCUGUGUCUCCUGCUUCGGUCAGCGUCAGCGAACACCGUGAAGAUCAUAAUUGGAAGUCGGCGCAGGCUCGAAAGGCGGAAAGAGAGUGGGGCAGGCAAAGUGAGAAGGCCCUGCUGUCUGAUGCUCGCUAUCGCAAGUAUACAUCCCUCGUGGAUAGAGCUCUAGCAUCCUUCGAUUCCGUUGCUGAGUGGGCAGACUUUGUGGGAGCAUUGGGCAGGUUAGAGAAGAUCUUCUCUGCGCCUCCGCCCGUACCUACCUCCCUCAUCCCGCGCUCCCUUCUCCUCUCCAAGCGACUCUCUCAGUGCCUGAAUCCAGCACUACCUUCCGGCGUUCACCACAGAGCUCUAGCUGUGUAUCGUCAAAUCUUCAUCCUCCUGUCCCUUGACGGCCUGCGUCGCGAUCUUUCGAUAUGGACUCCUGGACUGCUUCCGUUCUUCGAGCGUGCAAACACCUCAACGCGGCCAGUGGUCCUCUCGCUCUUGGAGGAGUUCUAUCUUCCUCUACAAGAAGAUCUGAAACCUACAUGUCGAGCCUUUGUACUUGCAGUACUGCCAGGUCUCGAGGAAGAGGGGGCUGAGAACUUCGAUCGCACAUUACGACUCUUGGAUUCUCUGCAGCAGCGUGUAGGGGAGGACCUCUUCUGGAGUGCUCUGUGGGCGGUCAUUGUUGGAAACGCUAAUGUGCGACAAGCUGCUAUCAACUUCCUGGUCAAACGGAGUCCUCCCUCAAGGGGACUUUCCGGCCUUGCACGUCCACCUGUCCGUCUCGCUGGCUUACCUAUGGCGGUGUCAUCUCUGUUGACCUCUCAAGAUCUCCUGAUAGUCCGCGGUGGAUUGGACCUUCUGAUACAGCAUCUAUAUCUUGACUCGCAUCUUUAUGCGAUACUUCCUGAGGAAGAGCAGACCAGGGUGAUGAGGAGCGCAGUCACGAUACUACUGAGGAGAGAAUUGAGCCUUAACCGGCGACUAUGGGGAUGGUUGUGUGGGACUACCUCUAAUCCUCAAGACCUAAGAUCAGAAGAGGAGGAGAAGGAGGUGGCAUACUUCGAGACAUAUGGUCUUCAAAUACUAAGGCGAGCACUGCUCGAGGACAUGGUCUCACAGGGGCCCGUAGCUCUCUCGAGCGGCCCACCCCCAUUGACUCCUCACAAGCUACCAGCCUCUGCAGAAGAGCUGUCCAGUCGCCAGAGACCCUAUCGUAUCUUUCUCUCGCUAUUAGACAAGUGGGCAGUAGGCGCAGGCUUGACGACUGCAUUGGCGCUGGACUCGCUCAGAGCUCUGCGGUGGCAAGUAGAGGACCUCAAGGGCGGAGACUCGGCACAGCUCCAAGCCAGCGAGCUUCUCACAACGGCAGGGACUUUAUUCGAUGCCUUUGACAAGGCGAUCCUCGCCCGCAGCCUGAUUGCGGAAUUGCAGGUCGAAUUGAGUCAGGACCCAUUGGACGGGACGUCGAUUUUGCAAGCACCUCUUUUGUUGGACUCGUCAAGUGAUACAGCAACUACAACUGCCCUGAAGGCGAUCGAAGCGCCUGCUACUUUGCUCCUUGAAUUUGUUCUCACCCACUUUACUUUCAAGGACGACGACUCAAAGACAGUGCAUCUGCCUAAUCUAGCAGUGGCUUUGCUCGCACUCGUAGCAAGGGCAAUCACUUCCGAUGCGAAAGCGAUCGAGUGUCUCUCACGCUCCAUCGACCUCUGUAGACUGCUGUUCUCCUACUCUAUACCGCGCACUACACAUGUGGCAGCGAACGGCAGCUUAGAACCCGCGGGAUAUCCAAUGUCUGCUUCUGGUCUCCUCGACAAGAUUCGCAACUUCUACGCGGCUUCGGUCUCGAAUGACGCUGAACGACUUCGCGCCCCAAUCGACCUCUACGCUGUCCAAGAUCAAUCAAGCUUACUGUUGCUCACCUUGGAAGUAGCCAUUGCAGCCCUUCGAGCCGGCGGAAUGUCUAGGCUAGUCAUACCGUCUUGCAGGCUGCUGACUGGUCAGAUUCAGAGGCUCGAAUUUAUGGAAGGCUCGGAACGUGUUCAUUGGCAGCCUCAAGCCUGGCUAGAAUUGGUGAUAGUACGUCUCUCAUCCUCUGACCUUCUGUUUCCAGACCUGGAGGCAGUCGUCACUACGCUGCUGGCAGCUGCGACGUGUGGAGGGCUAGACAAGCGCAUAAGACUUGCUCAAUAUCCGUCUUCGGGAUCAGACAUUUCGGCUCUCCUGAUCAUUGAUCGAUUGACCCAAGCUAUGGGACGAAAUCGCCCGCCGUCCGAAGCUGCUGUCGCUACGCAACUCGUAUGGCAGGUGAAUGACGUCUGCGAGGUCGGACUGUUACCGGGGCGUAUCGUUGCAGGCUUCCUUAAAGCGCCGUCUUCGCCAGGCUUCGUCUCUAGCUCCGAAGGAUUUGCGAGCAUCUGGAGAUUCAGCGAUGAUCAUCGCUUGCAGUCGGGCGCUCUGAGUUCCCCGCUAUUUUGCUUGUUGGACAUGCUCAGCAGCGACGAAUACGAUCGUCGUCAGGCCGCAGAGUCGUGGCUACGGUCGCAUCUUCGAUCGUACACACCUCUCCUGGUACUGCUGUAUUCAUCGAUCAUCUCUGCAGGAGCAAUCAAGGUACGAAGGACUGUGAACCGAAUCUCUUGCGCAAGCGACUUGGUAGUAGAGGAUCUUGCAUACCAAGACAGGCUUGACCACGAAGUACUCAAUCACACUCUCGCUAGAUUAGCUGCAGUGGCUCGAUAUGGCGCCUCUGGUUUCAUCAGAGGCGCCAAGGCAUCGGUGAUCACUGGAACAAACGCCCUUCGAACCCACCUCGACGGCUUUAUCGAUGUCGCUGUGCUCUCACUACGAACGGGUGGGCAUUCAGGAUCUCCCUCGUCGCCGCUCUUCAGGUCUCUUAAUGCUGCUACCCACAGUGUAUGCAUCGACUUCCUGCAGACGCUUGCUGCACGCAGCGGACUGGCUCCGGAACGACUGGCACAAGUUGAAGAAUGUCUGAUCAAUCGACUGCUUGUGAGCAUCGCAAGGCACGAAGCCAAUGACCAUCACAAGCUGCUCCUCAUCCUGCACACUGUCAUCGCUGGAAAGGCCAGUGCCAACAAUUCAACAAAGCCGCAUCCACAUCUCCUGCCGACGGUCGAUGCUGCUAUCGGUACUGAUUCUACACGGCCAAGCUUGGCCCAUUGGGUCGAUUUCAUAGUGAUGACUGCAGGCAUCUACCGUCAAGCAGUGGACGCCUUCCUGAUACCCCUUGGAGGAUGCAUCUGCAACCAUUUGCGCAAGCCAGGACGAUGGAUCGACACGGAAGAGUUGCUACUGCUCAAUGCUCUUGAGAAGGUGGCCAUGCUGGGACUAAGUGCAGGCAAGCUUGGCGGAAUUCCACCUGGGCGUGCAGAACACGAGUCCGUAGGAGAUGCUGUCUACAACAGUCCGAGUAUAGCUCUACCGCUUCCGGUUGCGACAGCCAAAAGCGAGAUCGGCAGCUCAGGAACUGGCAUCGAUGACGGGAGUAGCCUCCAGCAGCAGCAAGCCUCGCGACCCGAGGACCAUCAGUCGGCCGGCUCGGGACUAUUAGGGUAUGUCUCUGGUAUCUUUGGUGGUGAUGGUCAUGCUUCGCCGCUCUACUCAGGUGACCAUGUCGCGAAGACGACUAGCAAAGCUCUGGAAGCUUUGCAACUGGUAGUCACAACCCUGCACGACAUCUGGACAGGCACCGCUGUGAACGACAAGGUUAAGACAAGAGCUUCGCGGAUGCUUGAGAGGCUCUACAGGGCGCACUCCGAUGGUGUAGCUGAGACUCUUGUGGAUUGUUGGCGGGUGCGAAGGCAAGACAACCAAGACGGAUCUCCUUCGAUGGAACUCCUUGACCAACUUGUCCCUAGCCCUCAGAUCGUCGUGACCUUUCUCUGCGAUACGGUCUCCUCUCGCUUGCCAGCACCAGGCUCUGCACGUCCGACGUGGACACCCGAUCAGAUCGUGACAGCCGACACUCUCCUGUCGUAUAUCGAGGCCUAUCUGUCGCACAUGUCCCCUGGAGGAGCAGCAGGAGUCUGCCCAGUCGUGCUCGUACUCGUCAAGGACUUGUUGGCGAAUAGUGCCGCCCACAAAGGGCAUCUGUUUCCUGCCCUUCGAUGCUUUACAGUCCUGGCAGAGCGCUUGAUUGGCAACAGCGCAUGGGAGGGAGACAAGAAGGCAAGGAGGGAUCUGCAAGAAACGCACCUCCGGCUCUUCGAUCUCUGUGUCCUGAUUGCUGGAAGGGAAGCGAGGGAUCAUGCUGGAGAGACCAUGGAUGAGAAGACUAAUGCCCAGGUUCCCCACGCCUCCCGCGAUAUUGCUACUUACCUUGCUGAAUAUGCCUUGCCGACCCUCCGGAAACUAGCGUCUAACGACCCCGAGAGGGUUGCAACAUCUGCAUCGAAUGCCGUAUACUACAUCAUCGCCCCGCCUUUGAAGACAAAGGCUCGCUCCUUUGAAGGUAGCGUAGACUCAACAGUCUUGGCGUUGGCAACAGAGGUCUCCAAGAUAUCCGGCGCUCGCAAAGCCUUGCGGUCUUGUCUGCUCGAUGCCUUUCUCGAUGCUAGGUUCUUCCAGAUGUCUGCCGAGUCUGGACAGAGCUGGUGUGAGCCUAUAUUGGUGACUUGCUACUCUCAGGACAAGGGAUCUUUCCUCGAGCUCAUCUCGCGUAUCAGUGUGACAACGUCAACAAACAUGAACAUCUUUGCCAACAGGAGGACGGAGCAUAUCGGCAAAGCGAUGAACAUUCGUAGGCUGUCUUUCGUCUUGUACGCGGCUGGGCACGAGCACUUUCUACCUCAAUUGCCGGCUAUUCUUGAAAAGCUGGUCGAGAUCUUAAGAGGAGGUGUGGAAGCUGGUGCGGGAGGCGGAGGAGGAGGUGGUGGUGGUGGGAGUGGUGGGGUGGAAGGAAACGGCUUAGACCUACUCAGAGCGGAAGCGUACCUCUGCCUCAGAGUGAUGCUCUGUCGAUUCAAUUCUCAGCAUCUAGCGACCUUGUGGCCCCUGUUGAUCACUGAAUUGAUGCGGCUCUUCGAGAGCACCAUCGAGGAGCCACCUUCCGAUGAUGAGACUGAUCUAUUACAAGUAGUCUUAGGGGCAUGCAAAUUCCUCGAUCUGUUGCUCACUCUAGAGACAGAUGGCUUCCAACUCCAUCAAUGGAUCUUCGUUGAUGACGUUGCUCUAGGCAGCGACGAAUCGAUGGAGGCGCCUCUGCUGCCUCGCCUUGCAGCUACAAUCGAAGAACGGCGGGCAAAGUCAUCGUCGGUGUCUUCUCGUCUUCUCGUAUUGCCUGACGAUGUACAGCAGCCGCGGCCCAACGAAAGAUUGGCAACAACCCCAACCUCCGCCAUUCCUUCUCCUACUCGGGGGCGUUGUCCCCACAUGCUCUCACUCCGGCAGAUUGGAUCCUUGGCUGAUUUGCUUCCGGCACUCCGGAGCCUCUCCUCGAGCAGUUCUUCUCGAGUCUACACUGCUGCCACAGCAUGGGGAGAGGUGGAGCAUGAUCUCGUGAAAGACAUGUUCUCCGACGCGAGGUGAUCAAAGUCCCGAAGUUCCGAGUGACGUAUAUUCGGCACACGGCAGGCUUACCUUGCACAUGUACAAUGCGAACCCUCCUCGCCAAUCGAUAGGCGUUACAAUCCUGGCGUGAUACUCCGAUGUGCGCUCCUUCAUCGCGGCCCGACAGGCUUCACGCCCAGCCCGGGUGUACUUGUAAGCUGUGAACCUCCGAUGGACAUAUCAGAUCACCGGGCUGUACAUGGACCCCCGCCCCCCCCCUUGCCUUGCUCACGCGGGCGCCACAUACCUUUUCGUUCGGAGCUAGUAUACAGUGCAGGGGUACCAUGGGCUCAAAAGGAGGGGGCAAGAGAAAGCAUUUAUGUGCCUAAACCUUACGAUCCCGACUGAUUCCCAACGCAAAGUCAGCCGUAAAGGAUUGCUGACGUCUCCGCUCGCCUGCAAGGUAUGAUUUAGCGAGAGCGAACACCCUUCACUGUGGAGCUCUGCUCUUCCUCCCCCCCACG